GCAGGUUCUACAUAUAGGAAAAGUAAAGAGGGAAGGCAACGUAGUGAUGAAAGCAAUGAAUAUAGCAAAUUCUCCUUUGUUUCUUCCACUUUUCUUCUUCUUCUUCACCAUAUCUCCUUUCCGCGCUUUGGGACAGCAAGCGGAUGGGAACACUCCACAUGGCAACGGGUUAGGGCGCAGAGUUCUUUUGAGUUUCAAAGAGAAGCCCUCAGGAAGUAACGUUUCCUUUGAAUGUGCUCCUUCUGGUCCAUGUGUCCCCUGCCUCUACUCCGAGAAGGGUGAUGAGAAAUACCGCUGCAGUGAGACUGGCUACCGAAUUCCAUUCAAAUGUUUAGAAAUUAAAGAUUCAACAAAGGACACAAAAAAAACAAAUUCUCAAAAAAGUCGGUCUUUUUUGGAAAUCUCUGAUAGUAUUGCAAAAUCUCAUGAAGUGUCACACAUUGCCGGAGAGUUCACUACUUCACAAUCACAUAGAAAUUUACUGGAUGAUUCAUCGUCUUCGGAUAAUAGUUCAGAGGCUUACAUCACUUAUAGAAGCUGUAUACCCCCAGUCAGUGAAGAGAAAUUAUCGGUGCUUAAUUUUGAGGGGCUGGUGAUUUUUUUGUUACUAAUUAGUGGAUCAAUCAUAUACCUGAGAAAAAAGAAGGCUGCUUCCGUGUCCGGUUAUGUAAGGGCUCAAACAAACUCUCGAUUUUGAAAUAGUAGCCUGGAGAAUGAUGAUAUUUUAUUCCAUAUUGAAUACUUUUUUUUUCCCUCUAAUUUUUUGUUCUGAUAGUGUAUGAUAUUUUAUUGUAAUAGGCCAAAUAUUGGAAUUUAGUGGCCUCCAAAUAUUCUUUGUAUUUUUGUAGUGUAGUUUUAACUGGACGCACAGUUGUCAUGGUGGUAUUCAUAAACCGUUGCAUUUUGAUGCCAUGUUGUUGAGUCAACUUUAGCUAAUUUAUU
This is a messenger RNA of Abrus precatorius (Indian licorice), 942 nucleotides long. RefSeq lists its product as uncharacterized. The record is from RefSeq and is a predicted model, not a curated record. NCBI's taxonomy places the organism in Eukaryota, Viridiplantae, Streptophyta, Magnoliopsida, Fabales, Fabaceae. The coding region runs from base 47 to 697 and encodes 216 amino acids. The transcript is spliced from 4 exons.